Molecule: messenger RNA, 2997 nt
Organism: Dentiscutata erythropus
Lineage: Eukaryota; Fungi; Glomeromycota; Glomeromycetes; Diversisporales; Gigasporaceae
Source: the annotation of a GenBank genome assembly
AUGUAUCUUGCACGCAGAAGAUGUCAUGGUUCAAAAUUCUAUAUACUGCUCUGGAUAACUUUUCUACUGUUCCAGAUCGCUUCGGCAAAAACUCCAUCACGUCGUGACAAUGAACAAUUUUUAAAAUCCCUGCUCGCUCCUAGAACUGCAUAUCUUCCUCAAUCACGUCGCUCACCUCUUGAACUCGGAAUACGGCAAAAUGAGCCUGAACGUGAUCCAAAAUGCCCGCCUUGUUUCGACUGCCACCUUAAAGAUUUUACAUGCUUGCAAUUUUCUAAUUGUAGUGAUUAUAGUGGAAGAUGUGAAUGCCCUCCUGGUUUCACUGGUGACGAUUGUUCGAUGCCAGCGUGUAGCUCCUUGGCAGAUGGACUUAAUCGCAAACCACGCGAUGCAGAUCAAUUUUGCCAAUGCUCUGAAGGAUGGGGAGGAAUCAAUUGUAAUGUCUGUAAUGACGAUAGGUCUUGCGAUAGUAUGGUAGCUACAGGGAUGAAUGGUACUUGUUAUAAAGGAGGAUUUAUUGUACGCGAAAAUUUUCAAAUGUGUGAUGUAAAAAAUAGGAAAAUUUUAGACAUGCUUCCUAAUCAGCCUCCUCAAGUCACUUUUUCUUGUAAUCGCACCACAGAAAAUUGUGAUUUUCAGUUUUGGAUCAAUCAAACAGAAUCAUUUUAUUGCCAUUUAAAUGGAUGUUCAUUUGAUCAGGAAAUUACAUCUGAUGGAAAUACUACAGAGUAUCAUUGUGAUGCAAUUAAAUGCGAGUGUGUAAUUGGGGAAAUGUUAUGUGGAAAAAGUGGAUCUAUUGACCUAUCUGAUUGGCUGGUGGAAGAAAUCAAAGGACCGGCCGACUUUAAAUGUAAAAAUACAAAUGAAUGUGAAUUUUCGGAACCGGCAAUGGAUGAACUAAUUUUAGCUAUCUUUGGUGAUCAUCACAUCUAUCUUGACUGUGAUAGUGGCGAGUGUCUCCAUUACACUGAAGUCCCCGGGUUCGAGAGACCACCUAAACCUGACAAUACACCAGUUAUUGUUUUGUCAGUCUUAGCAGUACUCAUUUUUGUUGCGGUUAUUUUUGCAGCUACUUACUAUUUAUCUCGAGAUCGAAAAUCAAAUGGGUCGUACGAAAUUUUACUUGACGAUGAGACCGCCAAACUUAUGGCGGAUCACACUCCAGCUACAUUACUUUUCAGAGAUGUCGGUUAUUAUGUCGGAGAAAAAGAGAUUCUUUCUUCAAUACACGGAGUUGUAAAGCCCGGGGAAGUUAUGGCAAUUUUGGGAGGUUCUGGUGCGGGUAAAACCAGUUUUUUGGACAUUCUUGCUCGUAAAAAUAAAGCUGGUGUUGUUAAUGGUGAAAUAUAUGUAAAUGGAAGGGAUGUUAAAGACGAGGAAUUCAAGAAAGACCAUCUACUUCCAACUUUGACUGUUUAUGAAACCAUAUUAUAUUCCGCUCUUUUACGAUUACCUCGUGAAAUGUCAAUCGAGGCGAAAAAAUUUAGAGUAGUUGAAACAAUGAAAGAACUCGGAAUUAUUGAAAUUAGAGAUUCCAUGAUAGGAGAUACUGGUACACGAUCGAUUUCGGGUGGAGAAAAGCGCCGUGUGUCGAUUGCUUGUGAGCUAGUUACUUCUCCAUCAAUUCUUUUCCUUGAUGAACCAACUUCAGGGUUAGAUGCUUACAAUGCUUACAAUGUAAUUGAAUGUCUUGUAACUUUGGCAAGAGAGUAUCAUCGUACUGUAAUUUGUACGAUUCAUCAACCAAGAAGCAACAUAUUUGCUUUAUUUGACCAACUAUUAUUGCUUGGCAAUGGCCACAUGAUAUAUUCUGGUGAAGCAAAUAAAUGCCAAUCUUAUUUUGAAAGUAUCGGCCAUAAAUGCCCUCCUGGGUUCAACCUUGCAGAUUAUCUCGUUGAUUUGACCAUGUACGCUGCAAGACAUCGUGACAAUACGGAUGAAAAUCAAGAUGCCAAUGGAGAUGCUUCUAUACCAGGAGGAACUCGACCUCAGCUUCCAUCCCGAAAUUCGAUUCACGAGAUUCAGGACUCACAGUUAUACGCCCCAUCUCCAUCUCGAACGUCAGAAGAAAAUGGAGGUUCUAUUGAAUUAAACAACCGGCGUCCAAGAGAAAACGACGCUCCAAGAGAAAAUAACUCUCAUGAUAUUAACAUGAGAGAAAUUGGUAAUAACAUGAGCGAACAUUUAAGGAUGUUAGUUGAAAGUUAUAAUACGAGCCAGAUUGCCAAUGGAGUUAGAUCUGAAAUAAAUCGUGCUGUAAACAGCAGCGAACAGAAUGAGCCAGUUUUAACAUCGGUUCAAGAAUCAUUAAGUUCUCAUCGCCUACUUUGUGGUGCUUUGUUCUAUAAGGUUACUAGUGACAUCGCUGGGUUCCAAAAUCGCAUGGGUAUACUAUUCUUCAUGUGUGCUCUUCUUGGGUUUGGAUGCUUGAGUUCUCUUAAUGUUUUCGCGGCAGAAAGAAUAAUAUUUGUUAAGGAACGGGCCAACGGAUAUUACGCUCCAAUCACAUAUUUUACUUCCAAGGUCCUCUUUGAUAUUAUACCAUUGCGUGUGGUACCGCCCAUUCUUAUGGGAAUGAUUAUUUACCACAUGGUUGGCUUAGUUCCUGGACUUACCGAAUUUUUCAAGUUUUUACUAGUUCUGGUAUUGUUUAACCUUACCGCAGCUAGUAUAUGCCUAUGUAUCGGUAUUAUCUUUAAAGAAGUUGGAGUUGCCAGCUUGUUGAAAACAAUUCCGAGUUAUUUGGCAUGGUUGAAAAAUUUAUCAUUUUUCAAUUACGCAUUUGAAGCUAUGCUUGUCAAUGAAGUUGUUUACCUUCAGCUGACAGAGGAAAAAUACGGACUACAAAUAGAUGUGCCCGGUGCAACUAUUUUAUCAACCUUUGGAUUUGAUGCUUCAGCUUAUUGGUCAGAUGUUACAAAAUUGGCCCUAUUAUUUAUGAGUUUCAUCACGCUUUCUUUUAUUUGUUUACAAUUAUUUGUGAAAGAGCUUCGUUAG